AUGGGUCUUAGCACCAAAAAUGCCCUGCGGUUCUCGCUCUUAUGUCUCUUCGCUUCGGCAACGGCGACAAACACACGCAAACCUGUUCAAUUAAGUCUUUCUGGGCAUAUUGACCAGUCUGAAGUGUACUCAUUCGUAUAUGUCCCAUUCGAAGUGGAAGAGGGAGUUACCUCCAUCAGCGUGCUGCAAGACUACGCGCUGAAGGGAAAUGGCAGUUCGCUCGAUCUAGGUCUAUUCGACCAACGCGGCAUCGAGGUUCCCAACUCAUUUGGUCAAUUCGGGACGAGGGGAUGGUCAGGUGGGAAACGAAACAACUUCACGAUCACGCCUGCAUGGGCAACACCCGGCUACAACCCGGGUCCCAUUAGCCCAGGAAUUUGGAAUGUAGUUUUUGGUCCCUACGAGUCCACUGCAAAGGGUAUAGACUGGACACUCGAGAUCUCACUGGGAUUUGACCCAGUUAACGCAACAUUCACACCGACAUACGCGCCCACGAACAUGGACCCGAUUUGCAACGGUUGUACCGAAGCAGAGGAGUUUACCUGGCAGCGCGGCGACUUCCACAUGCACACCAUCUACUCCGAUGGAAAAUAUACACCCGAACAACAAUUCGCAAUCGGCCAAUCUCGGGACCUGUCCUUCGUCUUCCUAAGCGACCACAACACAGACACGAGCAACCAAAUUGCUGGCUCAGCCCAGGCUGCAUAUGCACCGGAAUUACUAGUCGGUCGUGCGAUCGAAGUCACGACCCGGUACGGACAUUGGCAGGCUGUGGGUAUAGACAGGGAGCAAGUCAUCGACUGGCGAUAUAAACCGGGCGACAAGCCUGGAUUUGCCGAAGCAGCUGAGCAGGUCCGUCGUGCUGGUGGAUUCGUGUCUGUCAACCAUCCGUUCGCGGAGUGUCCCGCUUGCAAUUGGAGUCUUGGGUGGGAGAGUAAUGAUGCUGUGGAGGUUUGGAAUGGGCCUUGGGAUUCGACAGAUGAGCAGGCUGUGCAGCUGUGGCAGAAGAUGCUUGUUGAAGGGAAGAGGAUUACUGCUAUUGGUGGUAGUGAUUCUCAUUCGCCGCCGUCCGUUAAUGGGUUGCCGACUUCUGUUGUUAAGGGGCGAGGACGGAGUCAGGCGGCUAUUGUUGAGGGUGUCAAGGCUGGGAGGGUUUAUUUGGCACAGGGGCCUGGUAUGGAUAUUGCUUUUGAGGUGGUUUCGAAGUCCUUGGUGGCUCCGGCUCAGAUUGGGGAUAGGCUGAGCGCUGAGACGAAGGAUGCUCGCUUUUCUGCUGAAGGGUUAGCUGGGCAGCGUAUGUGUCUGAUCUCCGAUCAAGGGUACUUUUACAAUGCGUCAAUCGUGGAUCACAAGGAGAUUCAGCACGCAGUUCCUUCAGGGGCUAAGUUCAUCAGAGCGGAGGUGAGGAACUCGACUAGUGAUGAGGUGUUGGCUCUAACCAACCCUGUGUGGUUCUUAUGA
Messenger RNA from Penicillium canescens, 1461 nucleotides. Its product is annotated as PHP domain protein. The coding region runs from base 1 to 1461 and encodes 486 amino acids. NCBI's taxonomy places the organism in Eukaryota, Fungi, Ascomycota, Eurotiomycetes, Eurotiales, Aspergillaceae. The transcript is spliced from 2 exons. The record is from RefSeq and is a predicted model, not a curated record. Gene Ontology annotation, molecular function: 5'-3' DNA exonuclease activity; 5'-3' RNA exonuclease activity.